AUGUUUGAAAGUGUGAAAAAACCAAGAAUGUAUCUGAAGAUCAAAGAUGACCAGUGUGAUGGAACAGGCACGGGUGAUGAAUACUGUCAUUUUAAAAUUGAGAAGAAUUUGGAAACAGGAUCUGUGAGCCUGGAAUCAGUGCGAAAUAAAGGGAUAUAUGUUGGUCUUCUGCCAGAUGGCCAAACUAAGCCAGUUGUUAACACUGGAGAGAGAAAUAUCUUUUUCUACCCACAGGUCAUCAAAUUUGGCCGGGAAAAACCUAUGGGAACAUCUGCAGCACCCAAACAAGAGAAGAAAGACUUCAGAGCAUCUCAAAUCCAACCAGCAAAAGCCCAGGAGCCAGCACCUCAAAGGCCUUCAACUCCCCCACCCUCAAAGGAAAUGAGAAAUCCCCAUGGUGGUGAGAGUCCCCUUCCUUCGGAUGAUGAAUGGAAAGUGUCAAUACUGACAGGAAAUGCAGGAACUGAAGCAAGUGUUGCUCUUUGGAUAUAUGGAGACAGAGGAUUAACUGGACCCAUAACUCUUGGCAAGGACAACAGGAGGCAGCUGUUUUUUCCCAGGCAGGAAGAUGAAUUUCAGGUUAAAAUAAACAGCAUUGGGAAUAUCUACAAAAUAAGAAUUGAACUUGAUGGAUUACCAAAUGAACAACCCGAGUGGAACUUACAGAGGGUAAUACUGCAACAUCUAAGGAGCAAGAAAACACUGAAUUUUCCAGCAAACAUAUGGCUAUCAAAGAAUCGUGAUGAUAGAGAACUUCUUUGUGAACUUCCAGUAGUGGAAGCUGGAAAACCUGUCUAUCCAAUUGUUUUAUAUCGUGUUUAUGUCCACACUGGUGACUUGGAGCAAGCUGAUACAGACUGUGAAGUUUAUUUGUGUAUCUAUGGAAAAAGAGGAGAUUCUGGUCUAAGACUUCUGCAUAAAACUGGUGCACCAGUGCCAUUUCAGAGAGGAAUGGUCAGCGAUUUUGCAGUGGAAGCUGUAUCCCUCGGGAAGCUGCAGAAGGUGCUGUUGCGCUGUGAGGCCAGUACCCAGUCCCAGCACUGGUACUGUGAUAAAGUCAUUGUCAGAGAAGCUGGGAGCAAUUCAGAAUAUGUUUUCAAUUGUGAAAGGUGGCUUCCAUUUAUGUCUCAAGGUAUAAUCCAUUCAGAAAUUGAGCUGUACCCUCAAGAAGGAGACUGGAAGAUAACUGUAGUCACUGGGGAUUUUGAAACAGCUGGCACAACAGCAACGGUAUUCCUUUAUGCUUAUGGAGAAAACAAAGCUUCUGGUCCUAUUAUUUUGGGAUCUGGGAAACAGCAGCUGUUUAAUCCAAACAGUGAAGAUACAUUUAAGAUUAAUCUCAGAGAUCUUGGACAGCUAUAUAAAAUCCGCAUUGGCCACGACAACUCUGGAAAUGAUCCCAGCUGGUACCUGGAGGAAGUCAGACUUGAAAGAGUGGUCCCUGUGUCUGCUGAAGAGAUUUGUCUCCCCAUAGAGAGCUGGCUUUCUGAAGACAAGGAUGAAGGUGACACGUGGAGAGAAGUGGCAAUAAGAAACCCUGCAGAGGAGCUUUUGCCAUUGUUGGUGUAUGAGAUCCACGUAUAUACAGGGGCUAAACUUGGUGCUGAAACAGAUUCCAAUGUUUAUAUCAACCUCAUUGGGACAAGAGGAGAUGCUGGUAAAAGGAAACUCCAUAGAUCUAAGAAUAAUAAUGUUAAGUUUCGACAUGGACAGAUGGAUAUUUUCUGCAUAAAGGCUGUCUCACUGGGAGUCUUGGAGAAAGUUCUGAUUAGCCAUGAUGGAGCUGGUCCAGGCAGUGGAUGGUUCCUGGAUAAGAUUGUCAUCAAACAUAAAGAAGGAGAAGAAGCUCACGAGGUUGUAUUUCCUUGUAAUAGAUGGUUAGAUGAAUAUCAAGAUGAUGGGAAAACAGAGAGGGAGCUAACUGCCAAUAAGCAUGGCAGUUCAAUGAAGACAUUUCUUAAAGCACAACGGUGGAGAGUGCAGGUUAAAACAGAUGGAGAUUCCCCAGAGCCACAGGAGUGUAAAAGGACCCUUGUGAUUUAUGGCUCAAAGGGCAAAAGUGAUGAGCUUCUGCUUUCUCCACAAACCCCAGGAUAUGUGUGCUUUCUCCCCAGAGCCACGGAUGAAUUCAUUGUUGAGACUGGAGAUCUGGGAGAUGUAUACAAGAUCCGAGUCAGCUGUGAUGGUGUGCCAGGCUUUAAGGGCUGGCAUCUGAGGUCUUUUCAGCUACAAGAGCUGCCUAUGAAACAAGAACUGAACUUUGAGUGCAACUGCUGGCUCACCCGUAAGAGGGGGGAUAAGGAGCUGGUAAAAGAAUUCCCUGCAGUCACUGAGGACCAGAAAACUUUACCAGUUUAUAAGUAUGUUGUUUCUGUACAUAUUGGUGACCGCUGGGGAGCAGGGACUUUUGCAAAUGUUUAUAUCACUCUCUAUGGCAAAAGAGGAGACACAGGUGUGAGGAAACUUGAUACAUCUCUAAUGAAAGGAAGAAAAUUUCAAAGAAAUAAGGUGGAUUCAUUUUUGGUGGAAGCUGUUUCUCUGAGUCAUUUGCAAAAAGUGGUUAUAGGUCAUGAUGGAGAAGGCUAUGGAGCAGGCAUGUACCUCAAGAUGGUAACAGUCAAGGAAUCACAAGAUUCAGACAAAGAAUGGGUCUUUCCAUUGUGGAACUGGCUUGAUACUCAUCUGGGUUUGUGUGAGACUGUUUGUGAGAUUGUAACAGUUGGUAGAAGGUCGACUCUUAGUCCUAAACUGCCUGAAAUCAACAAGAAGUCAUCAGGUUUCUGGAUAAUGGAUAUCACUGGAUCUGACCUGAGUGCUGAAGAGGAUCCAAUAUGCCUUUCUUUUAUCUUCUACGGCAACCUGAGUCACAAGAAGUUGCCACUUCAAGUCACAGGAAAAACAAUUCAGAUCAAAGAUGAACUGGCAGGUAUUGGCUCAAUAUACAAAGUUCAGGUAACUGGCCCACACAGUGAGCUAAAGCAGCCAUGGCACUUAGAUUUACUGCAUAUGAAGCACACAGACACAAAGGAAGAGAUGUGUUUAGCUUUUGACUGCUGGUUCAACCCUAAGGAAGACAAAUGUGUGGAGCUGCCAGCUCUCUAUGCAGAUCAGGAACCUUUGCCUGUUGUGGAGUAUGAAAUCCAUUUGCACACGGGAGACUUGAAGAAGGCAGAUGCCACUGGAGAGGUUUAUCUUCUUAUACAAGGAGAAAAAAGUGACUCGGGGAAGCGAUGGCUUAACUCGAAAAACAGCCUGAUCACUUUUGCUAGGGGGCAGGUGGAUAUUUUCAAAAUCAAAUCUGUAUACCUUGGCAAGUUGAAUCAAGUUUGUGUUGGAUUUAAAAGUCUUAGAAAAGAUGGGUGGUUUUUGGAAAAAAUUCUUAUAAAAGAAGUCUUCUACCCUUUUUCUACACAUGUUUUUUUUCAUGAUGGAUGGAUCAAUAAACGCUCCAAGGAAGAUUAUGUAGAAGUUGUAAUUCCGCUCAAAGAGACAUCUGUGACAUCUCUUCCCACGGAAAAUUUAGAUGCAAAAAGUAGAGGACGAUGGCAAACAUGGGUGCACUGCACACAAGUACCAGAAGAUGUUCCUAACAUUCAAGUUGUUGCAUUUGGAAGAAAAGGGAAAUCACUUGCACAGAAAGUUCAAAAUCUGAAUGAUACUCCCUUUUUGUUGACCAUUGGUGACAUUGGCGAUAUAACAAAAGUCUCCUUUGUGUUAUGUAGUCCAUCCUUGAGAAGAGGAAUUAAACUCCACAAGCUUCAGCUGAAAGACCUGGACACUAAACAAGAGUUGAGCUUUCACACUGAAGCCUCUUGUCUUUUUGGAGAGGACGGAUCUGAGAUGGUGACAGAGCUUGCUGCGGUCAGGCCAGACCAGCCACCACUCAGGGAAGUCCUUUACUGCAUCAAUGUUCGUACAGGAACACUUCCUGCAUCAGGAACUGAUGCAGAUGUAUUUAUCACAGUAUUUGGAGAGUGGGGAGAUUCCUGCAAAAGGAGACUUGGGCACUCACAUUUUGAAAGAGGGCAGGUUUGUGUCUCUGAAAUGAGAGCAGUAGACCUGGGACAGUUAAGGAAAGUGCUUGUUGAGCACCAUAAUGUGGGUUAUGGAGCCGGAUGGUACCUCGACCAAGUUGUCAUCCAUGAAUCAGGCAAGACUGAAGAACAAUAUGUAUUUCUUUGCCAGCAAUGGUUAGACAGUGGAGUUGGUGAUGCACAGAUGGAACGAACAUUGAAACUUCUUGGAAAAGUCAGGAAUGGAGUGUUGACAGGAAAGAUUUAUGGGACUUGGGAUAUCCACGUCAUGACUAGUGAUCUUUCUUCUAGUUCCACAAACCCUAAAAUGUCUCUAACUGUAUGUGGUGAAAAAGGAACUUGUACUUCAGUCACAUUCCCCAAAGGAUCCCUUAAAAAAGAGCAGAUUUAUGAGACUUCUAUUGAACUAAGUAAGAAAUUUAAUACUAUAUUCAAAGUUCGCCUAGAAAUUGAAGAAGCUGCAGAAGGAGAGACUUGGCAUUGCCGUGAGGUAAAGCUUCAACACAGAGAAACAAAAAAUGUUCUAGAAUUCCCAUUUUGUCAUAACUUUGCUGAUGAAGAAGGAGGAAGAGUAACCGAGCUUCCAGUUCUCACAGCUGGGUCUCCUUUUCCAGCAGUGAAAAUCUAUGUUCUCUACAUCACCACGGGGGCUAUCCCUGGGUCAGAAACAGAUGCAGAUGUGUACAUCAUGCUGCAAGGCUCAUUGGGAGAUACUGGCAGAAGAAAGUUAAUUAGAAAAGGAGACGAAAAUUUCACUAAUGGAAAGGUGGAUAUUUUUCAAGUGGAGGCAGUAGAUAUUGGUAUUCUGCAAAGGAUGGUUGUUGAAAAAGGGAGAGGUUCUGACUGGCUUCUGGAGAAGAUUAUUGUGAAAGAGUCAGCAUCUUCAGGGACAGAAACACUGUUUAUGGCUCAAACAUGGCUUAAAGACAGACGUGAUGGAAAAAGACCUGCCUCAGUAACUCUGGAUGCCACAGAAGUUCAGGAGAGGAGGAGUACAUCUGCCUGGUCUUUAGGAAGAGACCAAAUGAAUUCAGAAGGCAGAUGGAGAAUUUAUUUCACAAAGCAUCAAGAAGAAACAAAAUCAGAAUUUGAAAAGUUGUCAGAAAAUAUAUCCAAGAUGGUUAUAGUUUUUUAUGGAAGCAACGGCAAGUCAAAUCCAGUUUCCAUGGAAAACAAAGUGGAACAUCAGACUGAGAACCAAAUAACAUAUGAUAUACAUUUGCCAUCUGAUUUGGGAAUGCUUUAUAAAGUGAGGCUUGGUCUCCAGAGUUUGGAAAACAACACAUCCCAGUUGUCUCUUCAUCACUUUAAAAUACAGAACACAUCAACCCUGGAUACCUUUAGUCUCACCAUAAAUAAAACACUUCCUCUUUCUCCUAAUGGAGACAGAUGGAUUGAAUUCCCUAUACAGUGGCCAUUAAAAGAAGCACUUUCUGUGGUUACAUAUCACCUAACAGUAUUUUCAAGAAAUAUUUUAAAUGAGAGAAAUUUAGUGCACAUGACUGCAUGUAUCUAUGGUACUCAUGGUGACACAGGAGACAGAUCCCUUCUCCAGUCAUUGCAGAAUGUACAGCAGGGAGAGAAAAACGAGUCAUUUCUAGUUAUGGUGGAUGCUGUUGACUUGGGAGAACUGGAAAAAAUUCUUCUUUCCAUCAGCAGUAAAACAGACUGCAAACUGGACAUUAAAAAAUUGCAUGUGCAAGAAGCUGCGAAGGAACAUCCUAUCUAUGUAUUUGAAGUGAAUGAACAAUUUUCUGUGAAUGCAAAUAAGCCCAAAAUACAGAGAGAAAUCCCAAGAUCUUUUGUUAUUAGAGGAGAGAAACAAAAGAAUGACAUAGAUAACAGCUUGGAUAAAGAAGGAAGUAAAGUAAAACAUGUGACAGAGUAUACUAUUAAAGUGUACACAGGUGACAAAAGGGGAGCAGGGACUGAUGCCAAUGUGCAUAUUAUUUUAUUUGGGAAUGAGGACAAAUCUGAGAUAUUUCAACUCUCUCAGUCACUGGAGCAUCAAAACCCCUUUGAAAGAGGAAAGGUUGAUACUUUCAAGAUUAAGACAAAAAACUUAGGCAGCCUACGUUCAAUUGAAAUUGGCCAUGAUGGGAAAGGAUUUGCAAGUGGCUGGUUUCUAGAAAAAGUGGAAAUCACAGAUGCAGCUAGGAAUUCAAUGCAUUGCUUCAGCUGUAACAGGUGGCUUUCUGAAGACGAAAAUGAUGGCCUCACCAUAGUGCAGCUUUAUCCACAGCUGCUUGAUUUUUGA
This is a messenger RNA of Camarhynchus parvulus, 6291 nucleotides long. Its product is annotated as lipoxygenase homology domain-containing protein 1. The record is from RefSeq and is a predicted model, not a curated record. Gene Ontology annotation, molecular function: protein binding. The transcript is spliced from 44 exons. The coding region runs from base 1 to 6291 and encodes 2096 amino acids. NCBI's taxonomy places the organism in Eukaryota, Metazoa, Chordata, Aves, Passeriformes, Thraupidae.